AUGACAACCACUGAAACAUCGUCAUUUAGAGACGGUCUCAUCUUGCAACAUGCAGAUGUGAAGAUUCAUGGACCGCGGCCAGAAGAGAGCUUCGGCCCAAUUGUCUGGCCUCAUCACGAGAAAAAAGUGGUGAAACGAAGCAUCAGAAGGGCGUUCAGACGGGCACAACGAGAUGGUGUCUGCUGGUAUCGAGGGCAGUGUUUGACCCCCCAAGAUUUUCAAUUUCCUACUCCAAUGCAACAGAAGCUGCAUCCUGCUGCACCGCUGACAAAUCAGCGGACACGCAAUGACCUCCGACAAUGCAAUGCCUCUCAGCAGAACAGGAGAUAUUUGCGAUUUUUGCAGUGGAACACCUCUGGACUCUCCAAGGAGAAGCUGGAAGAGAUCAAAUGCUGGCUCAGCACCCAAAAUGCUGACGUAGUGGUCUUACUCGAGACACACUGGCGCUUUACCAGUGACUGGAGUGACAGUGAAUGGCAUCACAUCCACAGCGGUGACUCUGAGAAUGCUGGUGCUGGCAUUCUUCUCAUGGUUUCCAAGAGGGUCGCAAAACUGCAACAGUUGCAAUGGCAGGAAGGGCUUCCCGGGAAUACCCUUAUGGUUUUAGGAGAUUUCAACUGUAGCCUUGAUGCUUGUGCUGCUCAUGUUGGUUGUGCCAAAUUUCAUUCGACGCUUGGCCUCACUUUGGGGGUGCAGCAUGCAGAUGCCGGACAGCUCAACACUGCUGACGGCUGUGCCAAGAAUGUGAAGUAUUUGCAUGAUCUCCCUUUUUUGAAUGCUAAGAAAGUUGGGCAUGUGCCGAUGAUGUGUCAGCUCAAGCGCUACUGGGUCCCCCCUGGGGUUGACAGUGGGACCGCUGGCAUUUCUGCCCAACAGCGUCUUCAGGGACGAAACGCAUGCUUUUCUGACACAGAACAGUGGCGACACUUUAUGUGCCACUCUGAACGCUGCCUCACUGAGUUUUUGCAGAAUGUGGGGCCCUCAGAUCCAGAAUUUAUCAGCAAGCUGCAUGUUGGUAGCAUUGCAUCCCCUGUAGAAGAGCUUGCAAUUCUCAGUGCUUUUGUGCAGACUGUUUGGCAUGGACCCGACGCUGUCCCCAUGUCCAAUGAUGUGACAGGAAUGCCUUUUUCUGAACAUGACCUGAUGCGUGCUUUGCAGAGCAUCCCUGCCUGUAAAGCUGUUGCUAAGCCAUUCGUGGCUGGCUACGUUUGGAAAUCGCACGCGGCACUUCUCACACCAUAUCUGUAUCGUGCACUUGAGAUGUGGUGGAGUGGGUCAUCAGCCUAUAUACAACAGCAUUGGAAAGAUGGAUGGAUGUUACUAAUCCCAAAACCGGCCAAGCCUCCGGUCAAGCCGGAGGCCUUGCGCCCCCUGGCGCUCCAGGAACCCCUGGGCAAAAGUGUGAUCGGACUGUUAGCCCAAAUAGCAAAGGAUGAGUCCCAGUUUCUCAUGGUGACAUUACCACUAUGGGCCUACAUGAGUCAACGCUCCACCCAACAUGCGCUGCAAAGGGUUGGAGUGAAUCCCAGGGUUGCUCAGCCUUUGACCAGCUGGCACUGCCACACCAACUACCAUGUCACGGUUGGUGGUACCAGUCAAGCCUUACCAGUUGGAUCUGGUGUGCGCCAAGGUUGUAAGGCUGCCCCGUGGCUUUUCAACGCCUUCCUUGCCAUUUAUCUUAUGGAUCUUGCUCAAAUCAUUGAUAUCAAUUGGCUUAGGGAGCACCUAGACCUUCAUGCUGAUGAUAUCCAUGUUGGUAGCUUGUUUUUUUCCGAGCGUGAGUUGCACAUGAUCCUUCAGAAAUGUGGCAUCAUUUUGGAGCAGCUGCAAGUGCAUGGACUUACAAUCAACACCACGAAAUCUGUCAUCAUCCUGGCAUUGGCUGGAACCUCACACCGAGACGUGCGUGCGAGACUUGUGACUCACACUGCUGAUGGACAGAUGAUCAAAAUCAAGGGCGCUGGCAAUCAGACUUUUCAUGUCCCGCUUGCAAAGACGACCAAAUACCUUGGAUGCAUCAUCAGCUACGAUCGCAUGGAAUCAGAUACAUUGAAGCAUCGACUCUCACUCAUGAAGAUUGCCUUUGAUCGAUUGCGCAAGUGGCUCACAGCAAAACAUGGUAUGACCAUGCUCACCAGGAUGCAAUUGUGGCAGACAUGUGUACUACCUGUACUCACAUAUGGUAUCUUUGUGAUUGGCCUUGCACCACAGGACUUGCAGAGGAUUCAGAUCACCAUGUUCACCAUGCUGCGACAGAUUCUUCAUAAUCAUCUUUUUCGAACAGGCAUGACGCAUGAACAAGUCUUGAGCCGCUGGAAUCUCUUGCAUCCGUUGGCCUUGCUUUGGCACGCUGCCGACAGUCUUCACAGGUCAGUGACCCAGAACCAACAUCUUUUGUCAGCCAAUGACAUUGCGCGCAAUAUUGACUGGAGCAGCCUGGUUGCUGUCAAAGAUAUGAUUUGGAACCAUCACCUCAUAGGCCUGGAAGCCUCUGGACUGCCUGGUCCUGACACGUUUCUACAGUCAGGCACCCAGGAGGAAGACAUUAUCACCUGUGAGAUUUGUGGUUUUCUUUGCCAACAU
Molecule: messenger RNA, 2583 nt
Organism: Cladocopium goreaui
Lineage: Eukaryota; Dinophyceae; Suessiales; Symbiodiniaceae
Source: the annotation of a GenBank genome assembly